UGCGGUCCGCGCGAGCUACAGAACGAGCGAAGGGAAUCAAGAUGGCGGACCUCGAAGACGUUACGCUGGACGGGAGGCCGCUCCAUUCGCUCCGGGUGGCGGAUUUGAAGGCGGCGUUGGAAGAGAGAGGGCUUCCGAAAAGCGGACAGAAGAAUGCUCUCAUCAAGAGGCUCAAAGGGGCUCUCAUGUUGGAGAACCUUCAGAAAACCUCCACUCAUCACAUUGGACUGCAGCCUAAUUCCCGGAUUGGGGAGGAAAUGAGUCAGAACAGCUUCAUUAAACAGUACCUGGCCAAACAGCAAGAGCUUCUGAGGCAGCGUUUGGAGAGGGAAGCACGAGAGGCAGCUGAAACUGAUGGGACAGACCAUGAAGACCACACAGAAGCCAAUGACAGUAUUUGUGCUGCCCCUAACGAGGAUGUUGCUCCUUCCUUAGUUGACCAACACAAAGGAGGUACAGCAGUGGCUGGGGGAUUUGGAGUGACUGCGAGUGAGAGUGAUGAGCUCAGAGAAAAAGAAACGCCUGGGCAGCCGUCCCCCUCUGCACCUGCCCAGCCUGGUGCAAUAGCCUCUUUGUCAGUGCGGGUUGUUGGUGAAAGAGGACCAACAUCAAGCCAUGUACCUGCUGACAGUGAUGAUGACAGUGAAGGCGGGGAUGACAAUGAUGACGAAGAGGAGGAGUGGAACGCCAGUGCUCAAAGGAGCCGUCGAGCACAGCCUCCAAAAAGCCAGCCGGUGAGGGAAAGGUCUAGUGGUUCGCAGCAACAGCAGCAGCCACCCCCCCAACACAUACCUUUACUAUCACAGCAGCUCAGACAGCCCACUCCUCCCCCAUCCCCUCCUCCUGAACUCUCUUUUCCUCUCCCAGACACCCCUAAACAGAGCCCCCCUAGUCCCGGAGAGCCGCCAUCUAGGCAGCGUAUAUCUAGCUCUUCAAGCUCUGGUAGUUCCAGUAGUGACAGUCGUAGCAGUAGCCCUGAACCAGCAGGCGACUCCACAGAGCGCAGACCAGGCCCACUGACCUUACUGGCACGCAAGAUGGCAUCUGAGGGAGCUUUCUCUGGGGCAGGAAAGCGUGAUAGGGAGGGAAUGGAUGGACAGAGGAGCCACCAUGAGGGUGCUGUGUCUGCAAUUACCCACACAGCUAAUGCAGCUUCAGUUUUGUCAUACCCUAGUUCAGUGAUCUCCAACCAAGGCGUUAGUGUUGUUAGGACAGCGGUGGUAGAAGAGAGUGAUGGCAUGAAGCAGGAUGAGGGUAGCCAUCUUUUAUGGGAGCAAGAAAAGGAAAAGAGGGAGAGGCUGAAAGCCCUAGAAAAGGAGAGAGAGGACAAGAAGGCAUUGGAAGAAGAGCAAGCAAGAGUUUUGGAACGAGAAAGACAGGAGCGAGAAGAAUCUCUGAAACGGGAGAGGGCUUUACAGCAAGAAAGGGAAGAAAAGGAAAAGGCCUUACAGCGGGAGAGAGAAGAGAGGGAAAAGCUUGAAAGAGAACGACUCGAGAGAGAAAGAGAGAGGCAAGAAGCCUUACAGCGAGAGAGAUUGGAGAGAGAGAGGCUGGAAAAAGAAAGACAAGAACGAGAAAAAGCCUUAGAGAGGGAAAGACUUGAGAAAGAAAGACAAGAACGAGAGCAAGCUCUAGAGAGGGAGAGAUUAGAGCAAGAGAGGCUUGAGAAGGAAAGACUGGAAAGAGAACAAGCUUUAGAGAGGGAGAGAUUGGAGCGAGAGAGGCUUGAGAAGGAAAGGCUAGAAAGAGAACAAGCCUUAGAGAGGCAGAGAUUGGAGAGAGAACGGCUUGAGAAAGAAAGACAAGAACGAGAACAAGCUCUAGAGAGGGAAAGGUUGGAGAAAGAGCGACUAGAGAAGGAAAGACUAGAAAGAGAACAAGCUCUGGAGAGGGAAAGGUUGGAAAAGGAGCGCCUUGAGAAGGAAAGACAACAAGCUUUAGAGAAGGAGAGAUUGGAGAGAGAGCGGCUUGAGAAAGAAAGACAAGAACAAGCUUUAGAGAAGGAGAGACUGGAGAGAGAGCGGCUUGAGAAGGAAAGACAAGAACAAGCUUUAGAGAAGGAGAGAUUGGAGAGAGAGCGGCUUGAGAAGGAAAGACAAGAAAAAGAACAAGCUCUAGAGAAGGAGAGGCAGGAGAAAGAAAGGAUAGAAAGAGAGCAAGCCCUGGAGAGAGAGAGAUUGGAAAGAGAAGCUGCAUUGGAGAAAGAGAGACUAGAAAUUGAGAGGGCAAAAACACAGCAAAGGCUGGAGAAAGAGAGGGCUGAAAAAGAAAGAGAAGCCGCUCUGGAACGCAAGAGGCAAGAGCGAGAAAGGCUUGAAAAAGAGAAAGCUUUGGAAGAGGAACGGUUGCAGAAAGAACAAGCUCUUGAGCGUGAGAGAAAAGCACAGAGGAAAGCAGAGGAGGAACGAGAGCGAACUUUGGAAAAAGAGAAGGAAAAGCAGAGAUCCUUGGAGGAAAGGGAAAGACUAUUGGAGCAAAAAAGAGUGCAGGAGGAAAAAGAAAAGGCUUUAAAACUUGAAAAAGAGGAGGAACAUGAGAAAGAAAGAGAAAGCCGUCUUCCUCCGUGGAAGCGUGGUCGUGAUGUUGGUGGUCUCUCCUAUCCAGCGACCCAUCCUGCUUCUAUGGAGAGUCCAAUGGAGAAGCCAGACAAGAGUGAGACUGGAGAGCCUCAUAGCGCUGACAAAGAUGCUCGAUCUACAGAGUCUGUCCCACAACAGUCACCCACACUUGCAACACCACUAUCCCCUCAGUCUUCUUCAAAGAAAUCCCGCUUCCUAAGAGAUGCUCCUGUGAUGACUCCUCUCCCUUCUUCGCCGACUUCUGUGCUGAAAAGACCUCGUACUUUUUCAGACAGCCCCACGCCACAAGCCCCAUCAAUUCCUUUAGCAUCUAAGCCUGAGGACAAAAAUGCCUCUCAGGCUCCUCAAACAGUUCUUGCUUCAGCCCCCAACGAGCUUGAGAGCAAGACCUCCGAGGUGCUGGUCAAACGACAUGCACAACAAGAGGAAGAGAAGAUGAAGACGUCAGAUGAUAGUGAGGCAAGCAAAGACACUAAACAUAAGAUGCUCAGAAGAGGGCAGGAUGAGGAGAAACCUCCUUCAGAGGAAAAGAAAAGAGGAAGAGAAAGGGGAAAGAAAGAAAGAAAAUCAUCAUCCUCCAGUGACUCUUCCUCAUCUGACUCGGAUUCUGGGUCUUCAUCAUCCUCACACUCCUCCAGUUCAUCAUCAUCGGAGGAGGAGAAAAGUCGUUCUACUUCAGGUGGUAGGAAGUCUAAAGAGGUCCAGAAAGAGUCUUCAUCUCAGGCCACAAAAAAAGUUGUGGCUGAAAAGCCUACUACAGCACAACGCAAAAAACGAGUCUUCACAGAGCAAGAGGAAAAAGACAUGGGUAAUGAGGGUGUCAUUCAAACCAAGAAACCCUGUCUUGAACUACAAGAUGAGAAGGUAACAAGAGGAAGAAAGGACAAUACUGACGAUGACACUAACAAAGACACUACCAGUAGUGAGGUGAAGGAGGCUGUCAUGGCGGAGCCUGAGAAGGUUCCAGAGAGCAGUGAGGAGAGCACCACGCCAAAGACCUUCUCUGCCCGAAGGAUUUCUCUCGGCAGCAGCAAACAGUCUCCUGGGGUGGUAAGCUCGGAGGGGGAAGCAGAGGCCGCAAGCAGUGCUGGUGCUGGCAGGAAGAGGAGAUGGGGCUCUAGUACAGCUGUCACUGCCAAGAAACCCUCCAUCAGUAUCACCACAGACUCUUUGAAGUCUUUAAUACCAGACAUCAAGCCUGCCUUGGGUCAGGAGGCUGUGUUAGACCUGCACCCAGAGGAGAUGCAUCUCUCUGGGGAGGAGGAAGGAGGAGAGAGGGGCGACCAAGACCUGAAAAUUAGACGAACUGUAACACAGGUUGUGCCCUCUGACACACAAGAGAAUGGACAGAAAGAAUCUAAAAGAAUUGAACAUGAGGAUGAGGAAGAAAGAAAUGAAGGGCAAGAUAGACUUAGCCAGGAAGAAAAAACUGAAGGCUCGAUUCAGGUUUCCAUGGAGACAGAGCCGUCGUCCCCUGGGCAAGACGUUGAUAUGAAGACAGUUACUCCCAGUGACACACUGAUUCGCCGUUCCAUUAGCCAGCAGAAGUCUGGUGUGAGUAUUACCAUCGAUGACCCAGUCCGCACAGCCAAACAGCCCUCUCCUCCUCGUGGCAAACUGUCUAACAUUGUCCAUGUCUGCAACCUGGUAAGGCCGUUUACCUUGGGACAGUUGAAGGAGCUAUUGAACCGCACAGGGACUGUAGUGGAGGAAGGUUUCUGGAUUGACAAGAUUAAAUCUCACUGUUACGUCACAUACUCUAGUGCAGAAGAGGCCAUGGCCACUCGUACAGCACUACAUGGGGUUAAGUGGCCCCAGAGUAACCCUAAGUUCCUCAGUGUUGAUUUCUGCACGCAAGAGGAGUUGGACUUCCACAGGGGUUUGGGUCCAGCAGGAGAAAAGCCAACAGAGGAACCUCGUGGGGCGGCAGCCGCUGGACCUGGUCGUCCUGUACCCCCGCCUCUCCUUCCAGAGCGUGAUCAGUGGGCAGAACGAGAAAGGGAAAUGGAAAGGAGGGAGAGAACACGUGCAGAGAGGGAAUGGGACAGAGAUAAAGUGAGGGACUUCAGCAAACCUGGAGAGGAGCGGGAAGCUGGGGCCAGAAGAUCACGUUCACGAGAUCGUGAAAGACGGCGCAAGGAAAGAGGAAAGAGUAAAGAGAGGAAAACGGAUAAAAAGGAAAAAGGACCAGAGGAUCCACCUGCUAAACUGCUAGAUGACCUCUUCCGCAAAACCAAAGCGGCCCCAUGCAUAUACUGGCUCCCCCUCACUGAGGAGCAGGCUGCACAGAGGGCAGCAGCUCGUGCCGAACGCAUGAGGGAAAGAGAGAAGAGGAGGAAGGAGAUGGAAGAGGAGGAUAAGAAACGUGAGGAGGAGCGACGAGAGAGGAUGAAGACUGGUGGGGCCACCGGAGGAGAAGGUGAGAGGGACCGUGACAGAGAACGAGACAGAGGUCGAGAAAGGGAGCGAGAGGGGGAUAAACGGAAGGAGGGAUACCGCAGGCCUGGCGGAAACAGUGCUAGCGGGAGCAGGAGGUCACGAAGCCGCAGUGACCCUCCACCCAGAGAUCGACGACACUAAGGGAAGUCUGGAACUGUCCGGUUUGUGACCCCUGUUCCUGUAUGUGCUGUAACAGCUCUAUGCCUACCUUCCUGAGGACCAACUCAGACUUUAUAAAAACACACAUGCACACACACUCUGCGUAAAGACACACGGGUGCACACACACACACACACACACACACACACACACAUUGGGACCACGGUGGUGCUGUGUCUCCAUAUAGACUCUUCUCGUUGUCUAUUGACUGGGCUUUAAGACUCCUGGUGUUCAUUUCCCACCACAGUGUUAAUGGACUUCUGGUAUAAAUGGGUCGGACUGCAAGACAUCCUCCUGGUUUGGUGACGUUCUCUUUCUCCUUCAGUGUAGUUCCCACACAGAUCUGAAAGAAUGAAGCUGGGAUCAGAAAGAGAUGUUUUGAAAGCCUGUGUGUGAUUUAAGUCCUGAUCAUUACUUUACGUUUGCCUCUUAUUUUCCUCACAUUCCUUGUACCUUUUUUUUUUGUCCCGUAUUGUCUUGCCUUUUACCUCCCCUUUGCCGUUAGCAGGUUGCCAUGGAGAAUGGGAUGCAUAUUUAACCUUUUCACAUUUGGUUUUUAAUUUUUUUAUUGUUUUAGCAUAAGAGCUGACAUUUUUUCUUUUUAAUUUUUUGUUUACUCCUGUAAGUGCUGAAUGUACAAAUAAUAAAAAGGUUACAUCUAAGAACUGAACACAAAACGUUCUUUCUUGGUUCUU
This is a messenger RNA of Puntigrus tetrazona (Sumatra barb), 5872 nucleotides long. It is a transcript of the gene acin1a, whose product is annotated as apoptotic chromatin condensation inducer 1a. Gene Ontology annotation, molecular function: nucleic acid binding. The record is from RefSeq and is a predicted model, not a curated record. The coding region runs from base 42 to 5159 and encodes 1705 amino acids. The transcript is spliced from 18 exons. Lineage: Eukaryota; Metazoa; Chordata; Actinopteri; Cypriniformes; Cyprinidae.